UAUAAUAUAUUUGCUGUUUUUAUUAUUGAAUUAUAAUAUAUUCCACAAUUUUCAUAAGGAAAUUUUCUAUCAAACUUAAAAAAAUCAAAAUCUUUAAUUUCGCUAAAACUAUACACUUUUAAAACGAAGGUCAAACUAGUAAUAUUUGUGUCUUUAACAUAGUAAGAAAAGGUGAAAGGUGAAUUUAUCGUAAAACGAUGCAAUUUUUGGCAGAAGGAGGGCCACUAUAAAAUUCGGAACGAUUCUUAAUAUGAACAUCAGUCUUCCAAUCGAGAUUAACCAUACACAUCUACCUCCAAAAUGAAAACGAUUAUUAUUAUUUUUGCUCUGGUUGUCGUUGUUUCCGCUGCGCCGCUAUAUCAAGAAAUAGUUCUCGUUAAAGAAACUCCCUCUGACAAUGUUGGACUUGGUGGUUAUAAUUACGGUUUCCAACUUUCCGACGGUCAAGUUAAACAGGAAUCUGCAGAAGUGGUCGAAGGAGGAACUGAUGGUCAAUUCUUACGAGUUCGAGGUACCUUCUCUUUCAUUGACCCACAAACUAAUGUUGCAUAUACUGUAAAUUAUGUUGCCGAUGACACUGGUUUCCAUCCACAAGGAGAGCAUCUUCCAUGAGUUUAAAUUUAUCAAAUAUUUAAUAUAAGAUAUUUAUUAAUUGCCAUAUAAUAUUUUCCAUAAAUUGAAAAUUUGAUUGUUUUGAAUCUUAUUUGUUCUUGAAAUCAAUAUUGUACAUAGAAUAUAUAUUGGUUAUCUGUAAAAUAAUGUAAACUUCUAUUUUGUAAAAUAAUUAUGUUAAAUAAAUACCUUGUUUAUGUUGAAUAAAUUGUCAAAGAUCAUAAUUAUUAAAAAUA
Apis florea (little honeybee) is the source of this 848-nucleotide messenger RNA. RefSeq names its product cuticular protein 13 (gene CPR13). Gene Ontology annotation, molecular function: structural constituent of chitin-based larval cuticle. The record is from RefSeq and is a predicted model, not a curated record. Lineage: Eukaryota; Metazoa; Arthropoda; Insecta; Hymenoptera; Apidae. Gene Ontology annotation, cellular component: chitin-based extracellular matrix.